GUAAUCCUAAAGUGCAAAAUUAACAACCAGUCCAGGUGAUCUGUAUUUGUGAUCGGCGGUGAUCGGCCCUCGUGUGUAAUUGAUAACGGAAUUGGCAGCAAAAAGUCUAAUUGGAGGAUCCCUGGGACUACCAUUGGCCUUUUUUGUCUCCUUCUCUCUCCCUUUCCCAAUAAGAGGCUAUAUUCUUUUUGGGCAACUGUGGCUGUGACCUUGCAAUCAAAAGGUUGUAGGUUUGAUUCCAGCUUCCUCCUGCCACAUGUCGAUGUGCCCUUGGGCAAGGCACUUAACCCCAAAUUGCCUACCGAUCUGCGUAUCGGUGUAUAAAUAUAUGAGCGUUAGAGUGCGAAGGGGUGAAUGUGACUCUAGUGUAAAGCGCUUUGAGUGGUCAAAAUGACUGGAAAAGCACUACAUUUAUAUGUUACAUUCUGGUGCGAAAUAUAAAAGUUUAUGUCUGCCACAGAUGGUUUGAACUUCCUCCUCCUCUCUGCAUCCACAAUGCCUCCUUAUCAACUUCUCUAAGAGUUCUGGCUUCAGUUGUGGUAUUUUUUUCAGCUUUUCCAAUUUUAAUCAAUGGCUGCACAUCAUAAGAAAGUAACAAUGAAUGAGAAAAUAUUGCCAAAAAUCAGUCAAACUACGCAAUGUCCAAAGCAAGAAGUAACAAUUGUCCAAACAAAGCUAUGUUCCCCCAGAAAGGCAGGAAUGAAAGUUUGAAAAAGAAAAAAUCUCAAUACAGCUACUGCCACCCUGAGCACUCCCCUGAGCACAGGUACUUUUAAAGGGAGUUUCCAAAACUUAUUAGUAGUGAUGCUCUUCUCUGUUGGCAGGUUUGGCAUCGCCCUGGUGAUCCUGUUAUACAGAUUUUUGUCCCAAGUGAUCUGCAAAAGUGUUGUGUCUGACACCAUAUAUAAGCAUUCAGCAGUGACAGGAGGACUAAAUACUGGAUCUCCAAUUACUUUCCCAGAGGAGGAUGAGGACCCCAGAGUGUCUGAAGACACCACUUCCCCAAAAGGGAUUUGGGGUUUUUUAAAGGGAGUAGCAGGUAAUCCCGUGGUAAAGAACGUCAUAAAUAAAACCAAACACUCAGUAGAGUCCAUGAUCACUACUCUGGACCCUGGCAUGGCACCAUACAUCAAGUCAGGUGGAGACAUUGACAUUGUAGUGGCUUCUGAUAAGGACAUGAGCGUGCAAGCUGUCAGAGAGGCCUUCCAGGAGGUUUUUGGGAUGGCAACGGUCACUGGAGAGCCAAGUCAGUCCAACAUUGCCCCUCAGCCAGUGGGCUAUGCAGCUGGAGCUAAGGGUGCUCAAGAACGCAUUGAUGGCUUGCGUCGAGCUGGUGUGAUUCAUGAGAAGCAGCCUGUAGUCGCUUUGGAAAACUUCAUAGCUGAACUUUUUCCAGAGAAGUGGUUUGAUAUUGGCUGUUUAAUCUUGGAAGACCCUGGUCAUGGCAUCUGCUUGGAGGUCUUCACACAGGCAACUCCUCUGACACUGGAUCACAUCCAGCAGGCUCAUUCCCUUACACCACCUGACUACAGCCUGCGUUGGUCCGGCCUGGUUGUUACAGUGGGAGAGAUCUUGGAGCGCAGUCUGCCAAACAUCAGCAGAACAGAUUGGCACAAGUCUGUAACAGGAUUAAGCCAUCAUCAUAUAAUCCAGUGUGCAGCCAAAGUUCUUGCUGGACUUUACAAACAGCAGCUGCUUCCCUGGACUGAGUGAGGCUGACUGGUAACAGAUUCCAUAGGGACACAGAAACGGCCAUGAAAGCUACCGUUCUACUUUUGGAUUAGAUGUAUCCAUUUGUGCCCACUGAGAUUUUCUAAGUGUGUUUUUCAAUGCAGCGAGAUAAAGUCUUGUUUUUCUGCAUUGCGUUAUGAAAAGGUUCCCCCUAUAUUCUGACAUUGUAUUAAUUUCUUUUACUCAUUAAUGCAUGUCAUUGGCCGACUUUCCUGUGGUAGCACAGAAAGUAUUGCAUGCUGGGUCUGUCUUGUAUUUUCAAGGCAUAGCCCCAGUAUCCUUACAAAACAAUAAUUUUCAAAUGUAAAUACAAAGCUGAAUUUCUCCUACAGUUGUUGUUGAAUGGAAAAUAAAUCUUCUUUUUUAUUUUCUGCAG
This is a messenger RNA of Poecilia latipinna (sailfin molly), 2107 nucleotides long. It is a transcript of the gene prrc1, whose product is annotated as proline-rich coiled-coil 1. The transcript has 7 exons. Gene Ontology annotation, cellular component: cytoplasm. Gene Ontology annotation, biological process: activation of protein kinase A activity. Bases 805 to 1713 code for a protein of 302 amino acids. Lineage: Eukaryota; Metazoa; Chordata; Actinopteri; Cyprinodontiformes; Poeciliidae. Gene Ontology annotation, molecular function: protein kinase A regulatory subunit binding. The record is from RefSeq and is a predicted model, not a curated record.